Didymodactylos carnosus is the source of this 492-nucleotide messenger RNA. Lineage: Eukaryota; Metazoa; Rotifera; Eurotatoria; Philodinida; Philodinidae. The record is from the annotation of a GenBank genome assembly.
AUGUUUGCUCGAAACUAUAAUGGUGCUGUUCAAUUUUCAGUAACUCCUUCUAAUUCCUAUAGUGUAGUAUUGAGACGUGUAAUGGAAUUUGUUGACUAUGAUGAUAAUGAAAAUAUAAAUGAAAAAACAAUAUUUUCAUACUGGUUAAAUACGUCAGAUAAAUAUACAAUGAGUUAUAAAGAAUCGACAUCAGUUUUUCAGAUACUAAUAAAUGAGAUAAAUGGCACGUUACAAAUUGAAGUUGUGUAUGAAGGAACGAAAAUGAGAGAUACAAAAUUUUCAAAAUUAUAUGUAACACCAACAAGUUACUUUUUAAAUAUUGAAUUACAAACAACAAAAUUAAAUUCUUCAAAGUCAAGAUUUGCAUUCGAAUUAUUGAUAAUGGGCUUUAAUAUGAAUCGGCCAAGAAUAUCAACAUUACGAUAUAUGGAUGAUCAAUAUACACCAGGUACAUCCAUCUUUUCUUAUAAUGAUUAUUAUUGUCCUAAAUAG